CGCGUUGAGAUUCUAUACCUUGGUACUUGGGGGACAGUGUGUGAUGAUCACUGGGGUAUAAAUGACGCCCACGUGGUUUGCAGAAUGCUCGGCUACGAACGGGCGGAAAACUUUUCCUGUUGCGCUGCCUUUGGACUAGGAUCGGGACUUAUUGUUCUGGAUGAAGUGGAAUGCGAGGGUACAGAACCAAACAUAGGCCAUUGUCGAAGGAGUGGAUACGAAACCCAUGACUGUGAUCACUCGGAGGAUGUUGGUGUCUCAUGCAUCGAAAAUGAAGUGGAACAGGAAUCCUCUACAACCAUGACACCGAAUGGCAGUAAAAUGGGUCUAUCCCAGCCUGCCACAUUUGGUUUGAUUGGAUUCCUCUCCGUUACAGUUAUUGGUACCCUUUUGGGUUGUAUCGUCAUGACAGUAAUGAUGCGGAAGUACAGGAGAUCAGCAAAUAAAGCUAGUAGUCAGCAGCAAGGGACAGUGGAACACCACUGUUACAACGGUGAGGAAGGUUACUUGGAACUUAACGUUGUCCCUCCCAAGCUACAAGGGGGGUCGUCACGUGAUCAGGAUGAGGCAUACGAAACGCCACGACAUGCCGACGAUGAAGAUUCUUAUGAAGAUGUUAAGAUCUAAGAAGAAGAAGAAAAAAAAUCUAGUAGUUCUACUAUUGCUCUUCUUUUCUCCCUUUACCUCUCCCCUUUCCAUUUCUCUAAUCUUAUCACUCUU
Molecule: messenger RNA, 720 nt
Organism: Strongylocentrotus purpuratus (purple sea urchin)
Lineage: Eukaryota; Metazoa; Echinodermata; Echinoidea; Camarodonta; Strongylocentrotidae
Product: scavenger receptor cysteine-rich type 1 protein M130-like
Exons: 4
Coding region: 85-627 (180 amino acids)
Cellular component (GO): membrane
Source: RefSeq, a predicted model, not a curated record